Messenger RNA from Strongylus vulgaris, 615 nucleotides. The record is from the annotation of a GenBank genome assembly. NCBI's taxonomy places the organism in Eukaryota, Metazoa, Nematoda, Chromadorea, Rhabditida, Strongylidae.
AUGAACUUACCCACAUCUGCGUUUAGACUUUCCAAAUUCAUUGAUGAUGGUUGUGUUAACGCUUCAGUACCCUUAGUGGAACGACGGUCGAUGGGAUCCUGUAUGAUUCCACCUAUUACAGGUGCAAUGCAUCACACUGUUGCUAAGGAUGCAUCUGACUUGUUAAAAACAGAAUCAUGCGUAUGUGGCACGGAUUAUUGUAAUGCGGAAAAACCCGAGAUUACUGUACCCGAAAGACAAAAGUGUCAAACUUUUGUAAAUACAAAAGUCAUGGGAACGCAGGAUGCAUCUGAUUUGUUAAAAACAGAAUCAUGCGUAUGUGGCACGGAUUAUUGUAAUGCAGAAAAACCCGAGAUUACUGUACCCGAAAGACAAAAGUGUCAAACUUUUGUAAAUACAAAAGUCAUGGGAACGCAAAUGAGUUCAAAAAACGUGACCUGCACUGGAGAAUUCUGCUUUAAGGCCCGAAUAAAAUCGAAACUCGGACAUAUGACCGAGUACAACACCAUCGGUUGCGCCUCAUUUACCGGAGAUGAUCCGUUAGCUGAAGAAUUGAAACCUACUGGUUGCGCAAAAUUCUCCAGCGAACAACUGGAAGUAACUGCUUGCUUUGAG